AGUUCUGUUUCACUAGCGCUUCAACCGCGUGGAACGCUAGGUCUUUACAGGAGGUAACAUCGAAUGUUGCAUCUCGUGACUUCGAAUACACUCAGAAUAGAAAUUACCAAUACAUUUUUUUUUAUUUUCCUUCAUAUUAUGAAUUAUUAAAUAAAAAAGACAAUAUCAGUGACAAUGUGACAAAAUUCGAUACAUGAGCGUGCAAUGGAGUGAAGUUAUAGAGAACAAUCUUUUUUGUUCUGUGUUUUUUUGUCAAUUCUAAAAGACUAUUCUGUUUUAUAAUUUUGUUACAUUUAAACAUUAUAAGCGAGGAUAAAUAAUAAUGUUUUAAAGCUGUGACUUUCUGUGAUAAAUUUAGUGUUUGUAGAAUAUAAAUUAUGGGCUUCGAUCCAGUUACCGAGGAACAACGGAAGCAGUUCUUCCGGCAAGGAUACGGAUCUCACUUACCGGGAUAUACCGGGCAUUGUCCAACACUUAAGUUUCGAGUCGGCAAAAGGUUCGGAGUAUGUACAGAAGAAAUAAUUAAAGAACUACUCGAGAAAAAAAUUUUGAAGAUGGGGCCCUAUAGACCAAAUGGGAUAACGGAAUUGAAAGCCAUUCCUCAAACAAAGGACAUCAGAAGGGAUUGGAAAAACGAUUCUCAUUUUUACCAACCAGCUCCGUACAUUUUAGGAUACACAGGAUAUAUACCUGGAUUUAAUGACAAAUAUGGAUUGCCUUUUAUGAGGGCUGUAGAAGAAGGUGCUAAAGAUUGGAAUGAGACGCAGAAUAAAAUACGAGUUCGAAGGGAUUCUUUGCGGGCUCAUGCAGAGAGAAGAGACCCAAGGAAUCUUCUUUCACGCGUCAGACAAGACAACGUUCAUGUCGAAAAAGAUCAUGGUCAUCGCAAGGAAAAGAAUUUUUUUGAUCAGCACGUUUCUUCAGAACGACCACCAAUCGUAGGCUACACAGGACACAUUCCUGGAGCCAAGGGAGAAGUUUCACUCUCAAAAGGAUACAGGCAAGCAGCAAAAAAAGGAUUAGAACUUCUCCAAAAGGAGCGGGAAGAACGAUUCAGCAGAAUUCAAAGCACGAAUGCCAUUCAAAGAGUUUUGGAUGCUACUUAUAUAGACGAUACCGGACACACGAGAGCCUAGAGAAAAAUCAGUUUAUCUGAUUAUAAACUCGAUUCUCUAAAUUAUCAAAGAAAGAAUCAACCUUUAUACGUACCUAUCAACUUGUACAAAGCGAUCGUGCCUUAAAACGUACAAAAUCGAGGGAGAAAAAUCCGGUAUUCUUUUCAAAACUUGCUUUAAAAAAAUCUGUAAAUUAAUUUCGCUCCGAAGACAAGGAACUUGUAAAAAUCAUUUCUAUUUUUAAUUGAUAGAAUCCUCUUUUAUUAAUGUUUUCUUUGAAAAUUAUUCUCGAACGCAUUU
Belonocnema kinseyi is the source of this 1415-nucleotide messenger RNA. RefSeq names its product protein FAM166B-like (gene Ip6k). The record is from RefSeq and is a predicted model, not a curated record. The coding region runs from base 378 to 1136 and encodes 252 amino acids. Lineage: Eukaryota; Metazoa; Arthropoda; Insecta; Hymenoptera; Cynipidae. The transcript is spliced from 5 exons.